UUGUAAUAGUUUCUUCAUCGAGAGAAGGGGUUUAAGAGAUGUAUUAUCAGUUGACAAAGUCCUCUUACAUGGACUCUUUGAAGAUUCUGGAGGCUGACAUAGAGCACGCCAAUGGACUGGCUGCUGAGAUUCCAAUGGGAAAGAGCGGUGUGAGACUUCAGAUGAAACUUGUUUGCAGCAAUUUGGCUCCUUUCUUCAUAUUCCUUCUUCAAUGGAUGGACUUCUCAUGUCUGCUUCCAAGAUACUUUGAUUUCUUCCACAUACUCAUCUACAAGGUUCGUUCUGAUGGGCGGUGGAAUCUCUCCAGGUACGGAAGGAAAGCUACAAUCAGGGAGUUCUACGGUAAGUCUAAUGAAAACGAUUGUGUUUUUGUUGCUAUUGGCAUUAGUCUUAUAGAACAAGGGCUUUGGCUAAGUGCAGGUGUUAUAUUACCAUCACUCGAGCGUCUUCAUAUCAACUUCUCUGACUUACCAAGCGACAGCUUAUGGUAUCCAAACCCAAAAGCCAUCACCAAGAAGUACGACACUGAAGGAAACAGAUUCAUGACCAACGGUGACUCGGAAAGAGAAGAGGAAUGCGGGAUCUGCUUAGAGCCUUGCACCAAAAUGGUGUUACCUAACUGUUGUCACGCCAUGUGCAUCAAAUGUUAUAGGAACUGGAACACAAAAUCUGAGUCAUGCCCAUUUUGUAGAGGCAGCAUCAAGAGAGUGAACUCAGAGGAUCUGUGGGUGUUGACGUGUGAUGAAGAUGUGGUGGAUCCUGAGACGGUCACUAAAGAGGAUCUUCUUAGGUUCUACCUACACAUCAAUAGCCUCCCUAAAGAUUAUCCGGAAGUUGUCUUCUUAGGCUACAACGAGUACUUGAUAUGAUGAUUUUAUCAAAAUAUCACACGGGUGGGGUGUACAGAGGGAGAGAAAGAUCCUAGACCUUUUAACAAAGUGUAUAUAAAGAAUCUGGUGAUCCAUGAUUUAAUCCUUCGUUUUUAGGUUUAUGAUAAUAAGAUGAUUGUCAUGAAAUAUAUGUGUACCCUUGUUAUGAAAUAUAAAAGAUAAGUUAUGAUCUCUG
Molecule: messenger RNA, 1065 nt
Organism: Eruca vesicaria subsp. sativa (arugula)
Lineage: Eukaryota; Viridiplantae; Streptophyta; Magnoliopsida; Brassicales; Brassicaceae
Source: the annotation of a GenBank genome assembly